AUGUCAGACUCGCUGUACGCAGCGUGUGCAGAGGUCCUCACAACAUGUCAGGGCCUCAAAGACGACCUCGCAGCUCUGCUGGACCCCUCAACUGGCUUUGCUCCAAGACUGCAGCAUCUGUGUCGCGACAAAAUCGACGAGCUCGAGCGUACAGCGUCGGCUGAUGUUUCACAAGCAGAGUUGGACGCUCUGCGCAUGGAAGCCAAUACAUGGGGACUCUUGCAGGCCUUGAUGCCGAGCCCGCAUCACACGUCCACCCCCAAACCCUCCUCGCACAGAACCCAUUCACGCCCACGUCCACCCUCGCACAGGCAAUCAUGCACGCUUCACCCCUCUUGUCCUGAGCUCGUCGUCGUCCGAGAGUGGCUACAUGAAACAGCAUCCACAGUCCAGCAUCCCGAAGUUACGACUGGAUACUGGAAGUUUACAAAGUAUAAUCGUGCGGGUACGAGAGAGGGUCUGGUGAGAGAGAUGGACCCGGAUGCAGUUAAUCGAGGAGAUGGGAAGACGCUCGCUGCUGAUGAUGCGGCAUUCGAAAAAUCACUCGCGCAAGCUAUCUAUUCGUUCAUUCGAGCUGGACGGCUAGACGACGCGGUUGAGCUGUGUCGCAGAGCACAUCAGCCAUGGAGAGCUGCUAGUAUCCGGGGAUCGUUGUUAUUCCAAUGGCGAGCAAUAGCGAAUGAACAGUGUGACGAUGGGUUAGAUGACGAGGACGACGCGGAGGGAUGGCAGGGAAAUCAACGCCGACGUCUCUGGAAAUCGACCUGCAUACGUGCUGCUUUGAAUCCUAACCUUUCUGAUCCGGAGCGAGUCGUUUAUGCAGCACUCACCCCUACGCCGCAGACGUUCACCGUCCUCAGGUCGGCAUGUCGCACCUGGGAAGAUCAUCUUUGGGUCCAAAUCAGCAUUCUCUGCGAAGAGAAGCAAAGCUCAGAAAUGUUAAAACUCAAAGGGUGCUUUUGGGAGGGUGCUUUAGCAGCACUUGAGGAGAUCCCAGCGCCUUUGAAUGGCGCAGACGAAGAGGAGGAAGAAGAGUGGCAGAAGGAAGUUACUUCUGCGUUGGAAACGCUGGGCGGAGUGGUGGUCGAGGACGGACCUCCAGCGGACAACGCCUUUCAUGUAUCUCAACUUGCCAUCAUCCUUAACCGCAUACAGCCGUUACUCGACACCUUUGCAGCUGGUUUGAGAGAUGGUAUAUACGACCCAGACUCAUCCGAGUACCCAACUAUGACCCGUUUCUUUGCCCACUUAUGUCUCUUCCUGCAAAUGAUCGAGAUUUAUACACCACCGCUGGCGACUCAAGUCGUCCUGGAGGCAUAUCUCCAGGUGUUAGAGGCUGCUGGCCAAAGAGAACUCAUAGCUAUGUAUGCCGGUGCUCUGGGUGACAACGCUGUAGAGCGAUACGCCAUGUUCCUCACGUCUCUCGAUCUCUCGGCGGACAUCAAGGAACGACGGCUGGCUCUGACACGCGCCCGCGAACACGGGCUAGACGUCAACACCGUCGCCACUGUCACGGCUGAACGGACGAUUGAAAAAGCGUUUGAGCAUCUUCCACCACUCAGGGGACCCUUGCCGUCUAUUAUCGCGCUGCAACCUGAACCUUCGAACGUGGAAAUGUUACUUCUGCGUUCGAUAGAAUGGACAUCGUUUAUGGAAGCUACAUACGAUACAGCCCUCGAGCAGGCAACGGUCAUCUUACGGUAUUUCCUCGGCACCGGGCGCGUCAACCUCGCCCGAAAGCUUCUCGACAUGCUCCCUCCCGAAAUCGCGGCGAUCAGUGAACCCGAAGAUCGUGCGACGGAGUACCUUCAUUAUCGACAAUUCUUCAAUAUUUGGGAACUUCUCGAUCGGGUAACGGAGUGCCGCUCGCUGGAGGUGUCGCUGAUGAACAAGGAUACGAGAGCGGAGUGGUUGAGAGAUUAUAAGGAACUCAUCGAACAAUGUUAUGAAGCGAUCGUGAAAUUGUUGACGGAAGAUUGGAUGCUUCCUGAGCAAGCAGCGGAUGGAGGAGUGGAUCGAAGAUAUCUGGAGAUGUUGAGGGUGAGACAGAUAUAUGUGCCGGAGCUGAUCCUUCGGUUACAUGUCAUGUUGUACUCGUCGAGAGAACACAUCCCAGGGAACCUCUGCGUCGCCCUGGAACUCGCCAACGUCGUCGCCGAUUCAAGGUACAAGCUCUACGACGAUUUCCUGCAGCCGGAUGGGCGGAGGUUAGGAGAGUAUCUGGGUGUUGUGAGGCAGGCUGUGAUCGCUGGAAUGGAGAGUGGAGGAUCCGAUUCGUUUAGGGUACUUCAAGUUGGGGCGUGA
This is a messenger RNA of Pisolithus orientalis, 2304 nucleotides long. RefSeq names its product nuclear pore protein 84/107. Bases 1 to 2304 code for a protein of 767 amino acids. Gene Ontology annotation, biological process: mRNA export from nucleus; protein import into nucleus; regulation of DNA-templated transcription. The record is from RefSeq and is a predicted model, not a curated record. Gene Ontology annotation, cellular component: nuclear pore; nuclear pore outer ring. Lineage: Eukaryota; Fungi; Basidiomycota; Agaricomycetes; Boletales; Pisolithaceae. Gene Ontology annotation, molecular function: structural constituent of nuclear pore. The transcript is spliced from 15 exons.